AUGGGAGGCCUCCACAUACAGCACGAGUGGCAAGUGGGCCUACCACAGCCGCACUCCCCUCUGUCUCACUUUGCUGCCGACGUUUCUGCUACCCAGGUUGCAAAGAAUUCUAGUUGCGGCAGCGGAAUUCUCUGUCCGCUGCAGCAACCGCAUGCAUUCGACUGGGUCCCCAGUGUUGCCGUGCUCAGUGACGCUGGUUUGGAGGUCGGUGGGGUUGUUGUGUCUCUUUUGGACAUUAUUUCAGUCCGCUUGAUCCCUGAGGCCUCUCAGUACUCAGCCAACGAGGACUGUUCCUCCGAAAGCCCCGCGGAUCUUUGUGGAGGAUCUGAGGAAGCAGGUGUGUCCAACAAAGGGGAACUGCCGUCCAAUGACCAAACAUCAGCAGGAGCAGCAGUUGAUGGUUGUGAUGGUAUCUCAAUGGGGCAUUCCUCAGGGUCGGAGUCAGGAGCAGAGAAGGAGAAUGUUGAUUGGCUAGGAGAGGCCGCACAGAGUGGACAGGUGUGCAAGCUUGUUGUGUUGUUACGCUCUCCUCUCCCCACGGCAGAACCUGAUCCGCCCCUGUACCCCGUUCCAGCUGGAUUAGAACCCGAAGCGGGCAGCUGUAUAGUGAUGAGCACCACAGCUGCGUCUGCUGCAGCCAGCCUCUCGUCUCUCGAGGAGGCCGUUGCCUAUGCCCCUCUUUCAGUGUACGUUCACCUUGAGGCCGCAACGGCGUUGCUGCCGCAACUCCCUGUGGAGCCUUCUUUGUACCCCACUUGGAGGCGCAUCAUGCUGCAGCAGCGGCGCUUGCAGAUACAACAGCGGCAGCCGUCUCUGCAAGUUGCCGCCUCAGCCGCUGGUUGUCGGGGAACUCGCUGCAACAAGUCAGCUGCUGCCUCGGCAGCAUUUCCAGCUGGGGCCGCCGCUGCUGCGCUCAUUCCCUUCGAGCUGCAGGGGGGAGGCUGCCGGUUGGCGAAGGGCAGCACUAGCUGCUGUGAAGACGCAUUCUUCUACUUGGAGCACGAAGGAUGCUUCGGUGUCUUUGACGGAGUAGGGAGCUGGGCAGUUGAGGGCAUCGACGCCUCUCGCUUUUCGGAAGGCCUUGCCGCAGCCGCAGCCGCGGAGGCAGCGGCUCACCUUCAUCCUGAGCGCAUGUCUCCCCAGUACCUCUCUCUGGACGCGAAUGGGCGCGCAAGGCUACUGUUGCAGCGGGCCCAUGAGGCAGUCUGCAGCAGUGCGGAUAACAGGUGGGGCAGCAGCACUGCUGCAGUGGGCUGUAUAGACCGGCGGACGGGCAAAUUGGGGGUUGCCUGCUUAGGCGAUUCUGUUUUAAUGGUGCUGCGGCGCCAGAUGAUGCCAUGUAGCAUGUCUUUUUACGCGUCUGAGGCCCCGAGCAUCAAACCAGAGGCGCUGCUGCUAUCCGCCACGGGCGGCAUGGUGGGCAGUGCGGGCAGUGGCUCCAGCAGAUUUCCGAGGCUGCUGCGACGAUGCUGUUGGCGUACCAAAGAGCAGAGGUGGGAAAAUGGUGCUCCCUAUCAACUCUGUAAUCUGCCACCCAAGGAAGAGUGGGAAACGCUGCGCCAACAAGGAUGCGAUCGCUUCGUCUCUGUGCUAGAACGAAUAGACCCGCAAGGCGAUACUGCAGACAUAGCAUACGCCCCACCGCAGCCCCUAUUGCUGCAACCAGGCGAUCUUCUUCUCAUUUUCAGCGAUGGAGUGGCAGACAAUCUAUUUGAUCGGGAAAUCGAGGUCUUCUCUUCGCUUGCAAUUUCGCCAGAGGAGGCUGCGCUAUUGCAACAGCAACAGCAACAGCAACAACAGGGAAAGGAAGGGGUACAGAAGCACAAGCAACAGCUGAGCCAGGAAGAGGGGCAGCAAAAGAAAACCCUUAUCGGAUUUACCCCCGCGCAAGAUAUUGCGGAGCUCAUUGUAAAAAUAGCAAAACGGAAGUCGCAAGAUGGUCUCUACGAGCGGCCUUUCGUCGCCGCUCCAGAGGGCACCAGGGCCCUCCCCGCGCAUUUGGCGGGGGGAGAAGGAGAGGGGCCUCGCGGUGGGAAGAGGGACGACAUAAGCUGCGUUGCCCUUUGGGUAACAGCGGCUGCGCCUUGCACCCUCCCCCUAGCAGAGACGAAAGCGCGCACUCCCGCUGUUCCGGCUGCUGGGCCGACUGCUGCUGCUGCUGCCGAGACCUUACCGACGGAGUCUGCCACCAGCAAGGAGGAGGUCAUUCAGACUCGCUCGGAAGCACACGAGCCAGGAAUAGCAACCUCGUCGUCUGUUGUUGCGCCUAGUGCGCCUGCUGCUGCGUCGACACCGAGUGACCCUGGGGACGUAGCUGCAGCAAGGGCAGCAGCACCAUCCGAAUCUUCGCAGAAGCUGCUUUGUGAGCUCCGCACACCUACCUCUGCGUCUCGCUUCCGUCGGGCUUCCACUCCACGUGCGUUAUCCUCUAGCCCUGCUUCCCCAGCAACUCCACGUGCUUCAACACCAUCGGCGGUGGCUGCUGCGUCUUCACCAAGGAAGCGUAACCUAGGGGCACUCUCUCCUGCUGCCCGCACUCCGUCCCGCAGUGUCAGCAGGACUGCGGGUAGCCCCCUGGGCUUCAUGAGGCCCUGCGGCGUUUCCCGUUCAAGUGGAGUAGGAGACUCGAAGGACCUGAGCUCGCCCACCAGCACACCAAGAAAGCCGCUUUCUGCCGCGAUGACGCAGGCUAAUGCUGUGCCUGCUGGUGCCUCUCCCAGUACCAAUGCACACGCCCCGGAAGAGGCGGCAGAGAGUCGUUUGCCCCGCCCCAACUUUGCAGCCUUCGCUGUGCUUCGCGCUGCAGCGGCGGCAGUGAGGGGAAGGGCACCAGGAGAUCGUGGCAAGCCGGCGUCUCCAAGGCGCGCGGGGGCUCAGGGGCCACCAGAGGCUCCAGAGGGGCCCCACGGGCGCAUAGGCUCGCCUGGCCUCCGAUAUUCCGACACUCCUAAGAAGCCAUCAAGGCCUUCAAGACCUCUCAACGCAGCUUCAUCAAAAGGAACAGUUUCCCCGUGUGCCUCAACAAGUGCUGUGGCUGCUCCAUCCGCAAAACUGGCCGCUAGUGGCGACCGGGAAGCCAGGAUGGUUACAAGCCCCCCCAGCAGCGCCUCACAGCUAGCCCAAACCCUGCAGGCAGAAGGCACAAGCAGCGACGGCGCUGAUGAGGGGCCGGCUAAGCCGCGGGAGCACCAGGAGGAGGGAGUAGGGCAGCUUUCCGACCCUCCGGCUGCCCAAAUCACUGAGCGCCGAUCCCGGCGUCUCAGCAAUGUGGCUUCCGCGGGAGACUGGAAAUCGCAUGCUACCGGCGUGCCUUGUAGUCCAAAGGUGGCAGGAGCCCUCGGAGGCCCCUUUCGAAGAGCCGGAGCUGUGAGAGCGGCCGCCUCCUCACCAUCUGGAGCUGUGAAACGUCUCAGGCAGUGCGAAAAGCACAUGUGA
Messenger RNA from Cyclospora cayetanensis, 3435 nucleotides. RefSeq lists its product as uncharacterized. The transcript has 3 exons. The record is from RefSeq and is a predicted model, not a curated record. Lineage: Eukaryota; Apicomplexa; Conoidasida; Eucoccidiorida; Eimeriidae. The coding region runs from base 1 to 3435 and encodes 1144 amino acids.